Molecule: messenger RNA, 1380 nt
Organism: Lactuca sativa (garden lettuce)
Lineage: Eukaryota; Viridiplantae; Streptophyta; Magnoliopsida; Asterales; Asteraceae
Product: E3 ubiquitin-protein ligase CIP8
Biological process (GO): protein ubiquitination
Cellular component (GO): cytoplasm
Molecular function (GO): ubiquitin protein ligase activity
Source: RefSeq, a predicted model, not a curated record
AAAGCUCAUGUAGAUAGUGCUAAGUGCUAACCUUGUCUUAGCACUUAGCCGUAUAAAACUUCAGGUUUCCCCAAAUUCUCUUCUUUUGACUCGUCACCAGACUCUUCUCGGAGUUAAUGAUUUGAUCUUCUCUUACCACAAAAUGGCCGAAACUCCGUCAUCGUUCCAGACGCCGCCGCCGCCGCCACCACCACCACCACCGACGCCUCCGUCAGCGCCUAUUAAUCCUGAUCCUACACAAUACUGGUGCUACCAGUGCAACAAACGGGUUCCGGUCGAAACCCUACCCGAUCAGCCCGAUGUUAUAUGUUUCGAAUGCAAGAAUGGAUUUGUUGAGUUAAUCUCCGUCCAUCAUCCUCAAGCGCUUGAAGUAAACGAUGAGGACCAACCUGCUUUCGGCAACGAGUUUCUUCAGGUCCUUAGGUUAAUCGCUCAGGCUGCGCGUGAUGGUGACGCGCCUCCUCUGCCUCCUUCUGACCGCGCGGAUGACGACAGCGAUCAUCUCCAAAUUGAACUCGACGGAUGGGAUGAAAACGAUGAUGACGACGACGACGAUGAUGACGAAGACGAAGGUGAUGAAAACCAUAACGAAGGAGCUCGAGAUCGUGAUGGAUCUGAUGACAACGAAGCGGAACAAGAGAUCGUCGAAGGGGAAAAUGAAGAUUCCCGUAGAAGACAAAGGCGCGAUGUCAUCCGUCUUCGUCUCCGUGACUUUGCUACCCGAGCUUUAAGUCGUCGCAACCGGAUUCUCGAUUGGGCUGAGAUCCUAACGGGGCUCGAAGAUCACUCGAUCGAGUUUAGGUUUCAACUUCCGGGAGGUGGUGAUGGUUACGUAGGCAAUCCAGGCGAUUACGUUGAUGCUGCCGGAUACGAAGCAUUGUUGCAAAACCUAGCUGAAAGUGAUAGCGGCGGGAAGAGAGGAGCUCCACCGGCGGCGAAAUCUGCAGUGGAAGCGUUGCCAACCGUUGAAGUGAAGUCAACUUAUAUGGAAGUCUGUGCUAUAUGUAAAGAUAAAGUGUUUAACAACGAAAAGGAGAUUGUGAAGCAAUUGCCUUGUGGACACAUGUAUCAUGAAGACUGUAUAGUGCCUUGGUUGGGUUCAAGGAACACUUGUCCUGUUUGUAGGUACGAGUUGCCUACAGAUGAUCCUGAGUAUGAAGAAGAUAGGAAGAAGAAAUCAACCUCCAUGGCUACAACAACAUCAGCAACAUCCGGUGAUGGGGUUUAAGAAAUGGUAUGUAUGCAUUUCUCGCUUAUCUUGAACACAGAGUUUGUAUCCCUGUUUUCGCUGUUCCUUAUAUGAAUUCAUGGUAAUGAUUUUAUUGCUGUAAAUACCAAACUUCCUUGAUUUGAAGAACUCAGAGUAGCUUUUCUGUUGUA